UGCUUAAUUCUUAGUAUAGAAUGGUUGUUUCCUAUUCUAGUGGUUUUGUGUGCCAGCAAAAUAACCACACUAUGAUUUGGUAUUUGCAGAGCUCAGUUUGAAUACAAACUAAGUUGUGGUGUGGGCUGCUGUACUGCAGAACAAAUGCUGCUUCAGGCAGUUUCCCAAGUUAGUUUAUUCUGAUCAGAACAGCUUAUAAUAGAAGUAGCAGCAAAUUUCAUUAUAAAAUAGUCUGCUUGCUAUUAAUUUUGGCCUCUGCUUUUAGGAAAAAAUAUUUCAGCCUAUUGCAUGAUCUCUGAGUUUUUAAUAAAAGAUCAGUCAUGAAGAUUUGAUGUGUGUACUUUUAAUGCAGCUGUUUUCUCUGCUAUGAAAGGCACAGUGUUGAUGACAGGAGUUCUGUCUUUGCCUGUGAGUCCGAAAAGGCAGGUUUGCUACUACUUCUGAUUGGAGGGAGACCUGAAAGAAAGUGUCCAUAGUGAUUAGAGAGUAAAACAGGUGAUAUGGGAACAUCAAAAUGAAACCUCUUAGAAAAGAGGAGAGUCACAGCAGAGAAGGGUAGAAAAACAGUGUAAUUGUGUGAGUAGCACCAUGCCCAUUUCCUUGUGUAAUCUCAUUCAAAGCAGUAGUAUGGUAUUAGUUACAAUACGCAAUCCAAAGAGCUUUUAUGAGAUGAUGUGAGAAGCCUCAUGCGUGCAGAGCCUGAAACAGCUCAUGAGGAAACAGAAGGAAAAUGUAUUGUAUCAUUGCUUCUAAAAUCGGCCUUCCUGCAUUUGAUAGAGCCCCAUUUUUUUGUUCUCUGACUGCAACUUUCCUAUUGAGUAAAGCCUAAGCUCAUUCUAGAGUUACUUUUCUGAUGACUCACAGGGGUGUAGACUGAAGGCUUGGGUCAAGCUGUGUUCAGACCACUCCAGCUCUGUGUUACUGGCAGAGAUGUUUAAUUGCUCAGGGCUUAGAAGAGCGAAAUUUCCCAAGUUCUUGAGAGAUGGCUUUAGAGACAUGUGGAAGCUGUUUGAGUUGCCUGCUGAUACCUCUGGCACUUUGGAGUAUUGUUGUGAACAUCCUCCUGUACUUCCCGAAUGGGAAAGCUCUGCAUGCAGCCAGUUACCAGCUCCCCAGCUACGUGUGGUAUUUUGAAGGGAUCUGUUUCUCAGGCGUGAUGAUCCUUCUUUUGGCAGUAAUUCUAAUGACACUGGAGUGUAGCGUGUUCUACCGGUGCUGCCAGAGUGAAAGCUGUAACAAGACCUACAGAAGUUUUAUUUCAAUUGUGCUAGCCCUGCUUGGAGUUGCUUUCUCGGGAUACAGUUGCAUCAUUUUUACCCUGGGUUUGAUUCAAGGCCCUUUCUGUAAUUCAUCAAGUGGAUGGGAUUAUAUUUUCAAAGACACUGCUGGGGGGUACCUGACAGAUUACCCUGCCUGGUCUCGAUGCACAGAACCUGCUAACAUAGUGGAGUGGAAUGUCAUUUUACUCUCCAUUCUCAUAGCUCUCAGUGGACUGCAGCUGAUCAUCUGUUUUCUCAAAGUGGCUGCUGAGUUGAAGCGGACGCUCUGUGGGACCUAUUCUGUUUUUGUCCAGGCUGGGAUUCUCUGAAAAUGGGAAGGAAAUUGUUGCUGCUUCUCCCCCCACACCAGAAAAAGAGAGAUGGCCUGUCCAACAUCCGUGGUGGUAGAUUUGAGUGCUACAAAGACAAAUGAAACCUUUCUCUUCAAUCUUUGUCUCCCAAGCCUCUCUGUUUUGGAUGAAGUUGUUUGAACUGUUUGACAUCUAUGUUUUAUUUUGCCUGUCUUGUUGUCCCUGGCAGGGACUCUUCAAUUUUUUAACCUCCAACUUGUUGUGACAAUAGGGAUGUUUGAAUACCAUGGAACUGCUUUUGUAUUGAAACCACCUUUCUUUUUUUUUAAUAAACUGCUGUAGAACUGCUUUAAUACUCCCCUCUCAUUGCUUAGACCAUAUGAAUAUUUGUGGUUCCAUAAGGGCCUGGUUCAAAGCCCAGGAGGGGUUGUUAGUGCACUGCAUGAAGCCAUGAUUUCCUAAAUGACUGAAUUUUAGUUACAGACAGACCAUGAUGGCCAUGGAGGGCAGAGCUUACCCUGCUCCUUCCAUCUUGACAGUUCCUAUCUGCAGAAAGCAAUUACUGAAAGAAUCUAUCAAGUCUUCCUGCAGUAAGAAAGUUACCCAAGUCUGAUUGAGAGAUUAAAUACACAGCUCUGCAGUCAGCUGUGCUAUUGGUACAUGUUAGUAGCUGCACAGGGUUUCUUUUCACUUUAUACUCAGAGGCAAAGGUUUUUUUCAUUUUAGUCAAGUAUGGUGUGACUUGACAGAGCAUAUGAGGAAAACUUGUGAGGACCCAGUGCUUGCUUAUUAAUGCUCUUCUAAGUGACCUGAUGUCCUGACCUUGCUACAAGGGAAGGCUAAACUUCUUGACAGUAAUGAUCAGAUGAACAAGAAUAAUCUGUAUUAAAUUAGCAGCUAAAAGGUACUUUUACUUUCUCAGAGAAUUAUUAUUUUAUUCCCAGUGAAAAUUCAGGGAUUCACAAUGAAGUGGACAUCUGGCUCAUUUGCAGGUGCAUGGGCAAGAUUUGGCUGUAUUCAGCACUCUGAUUGUGAGAGAAUGAACACCCAGUGGAAAGAGAAAUAUGGAUUUCAGACUUGCAGUAAUGCACAUAUCCCUAUUACAUCAGAACUAGUGGGAUUCAGAUAUAUCAAUGUCUAAUAGUAAACACUGUUAGAAAUGCAAAUCAAACAAUAAGUGUCAGCUUUGGGUAAGUUAUUUAUAAAAAUAUAGAAUAUAUCAGUCAUUUAAUUCAGUUUCAAGACAAUAUUGAGAUUUUGCCUUCAUAUUCCUUUAUCGGGUUGUUUUGAAAAGCUGAUUUCUUCCUGUAGGAUUUGAUUUUAAUUGCUUAGUUUCUAUUAAGUUGCAAGAAGUAAUAAAAUAAUUAAUGAUGUUUAAGAAUGGGACUAAUCUUUUGGGAGGUGGUUUGAGGUGGCAUGGCUGGUCAGAGGUGCAUGAUAAAAAUACAUGAUUAUAAAAUGA
This is a messenger RNA of Neopelma chrysocephalum (saffron-crested tyrant-manakin), 3032 nucleotides long. It is a transcript of the gene TM4SF18, whose product is annotated as transmembrane 4 L six family member 18. The transcript is spliced from 6 exons. Bases 983 to 1588 code for a protein of 201 amino acids. The record is from RefSeq and is a predicted model, not a curated record. NCBI's taxonomy places the organism in Eukaryota, Metazoa, Chordata, Aves, Passeriformes, Pipridae. Gene Ontology annotation, cellular component: membrane.